UGUUCUUUUGCGCAGAGCAAUUCUGAAAGAUUAAAAUAGACAGAAUGUUCAGACUUAUUCGACUAAAACAACCCACUUUAUUCUUGCAGCAGAAAAGUUGUACUGCCUCUGUUUUCAGCAGAUCGUUCACUCAGAGUACAAUAUGCCAGCGAACGCAGACACGAAACAGCCGAUCGAAAAGGAAUGUCAGUUUAGAUCGAGAUUGGCUUAAGCCGAUAAAGCCGAUGAGUAGAGAGAUACCACUGACGAAGAACACGUUGAGAGAGAAUCUGUCUUUGCAACUUGAAAAAUUCAAACGUAGUCAAAAAGUAAUAAGAAAAGCACGAGAAUUAGGUGUCCCAAGAGAUCUCUUCAAAGAGCUAAGCAAGCCGUUUGUAACAGCAGUUAUUUCAGGAAAGAUCCCCAGUCUUUCUCUGACUACUUUAUACUCGCAAAAAAACAAAGAUGAGUCAGCGUUUUUGGAUAAAGCUAUAUUAUCAGCAUUUUUAGAUUAUUGUGCACCACAUCUACCAGAGGAUCAACGGGAUAGAUAUGUUUCUGUGAGGAAAUUAAGUGAUUUACGAUACCCAAGCGAAUGGUUUCCAGAAGCAAGGCAAAUGCGGCGAAAAAUCAUUUUACAUGUAGGGCCAACCAAUAGUGGAAAGACUUAUCGAGCAUUGAAACGAUUAGAAAGUGCGGAAUCAGGCUUAUAUUGUGGACCUUUACGUUUACUCGCCCAUGAGAUUUAUGAAAAAAUGAACGAAAAAGGAAUCCCUUGUAAUUUAUUGACAGGAGAAGAAAGAAAGGAAGUGUCAGAAUACGCACCCUUGACGAGUUCUACAGUGGAAAUGGCAUCAUUAAAAAAGAGAAUGGAUGUAGCGGUUAUAGACGAAAUCCAACUCAUUGCAGAUCCACAACGGGGUUGGGCAUGGACACAAGCCUUACUAGGUUUGAAAGCCAAGGAAAUUCAUUUAUGCGGCGAACCGUCCGUGGUCCCUUUAAUCAAGAAAAUAUGCAAGAGUUUAGAAGAAGAAGUAGAAGUGAAUGAAUAUACGAGAUUGACACCUUAUGAAGUCUCAGAUAAAUCGUUAGGGAAUGAUUUAAGCAAAGUUCGCAAAGGCGAUUGUGUAGUGGCAUUUUCUCGCCAAGAUAUUUUCAAAUUGAAGGCAGAAAUAGAGGAACGAACAGGUCUAAAAUGUGCAGUUGCUUAUGGUGCCUUACCACCAGAAACAAGGGCAUUGCAGGCUAAAGCUUUCAAUGACCCUCAUAGUGGCUUCGAUGUGCUUGUUGCUUCAGAUGCAGUUGGCAUGGGCUUGAAUUUAAAUAUAAAGCGUAUCAUCUUUUCCACGGUUGAAAAGUUUGAUGGUAAGGUCAUGACAUUCUUGAGCACAGCACAAUUGAAGCAGAUUGCUGGUCGCGCUGGUAGAUUCGGAACAGCUUAUAGUCAGGGUGAAGUGACUACCCUUAAUCCAAAUGAUCUAAGUUAUGUCAAAGCGUGCGUGGCAGAACCCCUUCCAUCAUAUGAGAUGGCAGGAUUACAACCUACACCAGAUAUUUUGGAACUUUUUGCUCUACAAUGGCCGGAAGAAAAGUUUUCUGGCUUGCUGCAAAAGUUCGAAGACUUGGCAUCAUUAAAUGGUGAUUACUUUUUGUGUAACUACGACGAUCAGAAAAAAGUCGCUGCAGCCAUCGAGAAUAUAGAUUUACCAAUUCGUGACCGAUACCAAUUCGUUACAGCACCUGUAAAUACUCGAGACGAAACCGCAUUGGAGUUGAUCAAUCUUUUUGCAAGAAAAUUCAGUCAACAUAAAGAUUGCUCGCUGACGGAAGUUGUACAGUUACCCGAAAAGACAGAAUCAGCAGAUUUAAAAGGAUCGGAAUUGUUAAAGAAUUUAGAAUUGUCACAUAAGAGCAUCAUGCUUUAUAUGUGGUUGAGUCUCCGCUAUCCUGACGUUUUCGUCACACCACAAGAAGAAGCUUCAAGUAUCAAAAGAAAAUGUGAAGUUAUGAUUGAUGAAAUUUUAAAGAAAAUGAAGACGAAGCUAGUAAAAAAGCACAAGAUGAGAAAAGCUGGAGGAAACAGACAGCGUGGCAUGCAAUCAUCCGUAUAAAGACUUAUUUAUGGAGCCUAUGCCCUGAUACCAUUUUACUUGCGUUUCUUAUUGUUAUUUUUAGAUUAACACUUCUGUACAUACUUUUUGUCCUAACUUAUCACUGCUAAAAGUAGUUUACAAUGAUAAACAUUGCACAUCAUAGAUGAUGAUACCUUUUUUUUUUUCUUUUUGGUACAUUUGGUUGAACCAUAAGCCUAUUAUGCUUUUUUUAUUGGAUGUUGCAUAUCACUGGAAAGCAAUGAUUUUACACAAAAAUAGAAACUGAACAGAAUCAUCCACUCCUUAGAAAUUGAAAAAUGUAACCAGUCAGGACUUUUCUGUAAAAUGUUGAUCUCACAGAAUUUUCCUAGGCUGAUUUCAUAACGUCAUUUAGCCUUUCUACGUCACAGUGAUGAAUGCCUCAAAAAUAAAAGGAAAAGAACUUUUUCUCUUUUUUCCCAGAUAACGAUGGCUAUAUAAAAAGAGGGAAGGGAGAACAAAAAAGACAAGCUUAUUUA
Mycotypha africana is the source of this 2590-nucleotide messenger RNA. Its product is annotated as P-loop containing nucleoside triphosphate hydrolase protein. Lineage: Eukaryota; Fungi; Mucoromycota; Mucoromycetes; Mucorales; Mycotyphaceae. The transcript is spliced from 11 exons. The record is from RefSeq and is a predicted model, not a curated record. Gene Ontology annotation, biological process: mitochondrial RNA 3'-end processing; RNA catabolic process. The coding region runs from base 45 to 2090 and encodes 681 amino acids. Gene Ontology annotation, cellular component: mitochondrial degradosome. Gene Ontology annotation, molecular function: RNA helicase activity; hydrolase activity, acting on acid anhydrides; ATP binding.